CCCAUCGCAGUUGGAAGACAACUAGAAGGAUGGAGACAUGAUGAUUCUUCUUGUUAAAUAUUUAAUAAGCCUGCCAUAAUCUGUAAGCUACAGUAUAGUAUAGGGAAAUACAAACAGUGCACAGUUCUUGUUGAUACUACUAGUUGCCAGGUUAGCAUAUACAGCGAGUAAAUAGGUGGAAGGAGAGUUGAGGGAUGCUGAGGGAGCCGGCUGACGCUCAGAUAAAGGACAACAAAUAGCAGCCAGCGUGUCUGCAAACAAACCUUUGACAGCUUCCUCCUGAAACAGACGACAUCAUCAUACGACACAAAAUACCCAGGGUGUAAAACGAAGACUCAGCCACAUGUGCACCAUCGAGAAGAGAAGAUGGCAGUGCUUGUGGUUUGUGCACUCCUGUGCCUGUCCGGCUGGGUCUCUCUCUACUUCAUCCUGUGUAACAUUAAUGGGUCCCGGAGUUAUGAGUGGAACUGUCGUCUUGUCACCCUAUUUCACGGCAUCCUGGCAGUCUGCAUCACAGCAUACAUAGGCUAUGUGGAUGGACCCUGGCCUUUCACUUAUCCAGGUACUAAGAACACCCCUCUGCAGAUAAGUGCCAUGGUGGUGAGUCUGGGCUACUUCAUUUUUGAUAUGGGCUGGUGUGUGUACUUCCGCACAGAAGGACCCGUUAUGUUGGCCCACCACACGAUGAGCAUCCUGGGAAUCCUGCUGACCCUGUGGUUGGGGGAGUCUGGCAUUGAGUCCUGUGCGGUACUCUUUGGCAGCGAAAUCACCAACCCCCUCCUGCAGGCACGCUGGUUCCUCAAACAGACGGGACAUUACGGGACACUUCUGGGGGACGUUGUGGACGUCCUGUUUGUGCUGCUGUUUGUGGUGAUGCGAAUCUUCGUGGGAGGCACAAUGCUGUACUGUGAGCUGAUCUCCCCAAGACCCAGAUUCUUUAUCAAGUGUGGGGGAGUGGCUAUGUACGCUCUAUCCUGGGUGUUCAUGGUGGACAUUGUUCGAUUUGCCAUUAGGAAGAGCAAGAGUUGGCACAAACAGCAGAGAGACCAGCAAGGGGCAGUAGCAGCUAAUGGUCAUGAAGGGAAGAAGGACUGAUCGGCUUCUGUUUUUCUAAAGGAAAUCAAUUUACAUUAAGUCUGUGUUUUUCACUUUGGAGAAAGUACAUAGAAACUCAAGUUUUUGUAUAUUAAACUGAGAUUUAAAAAGGGAUAUUAUCGAGGAGUAUCCUGUGAUAUGUGUCUAGAGGGUCCAACACCUGUGCAUUUUGAAAAAAAUUCAUUUUUAUGCAGAUAUUGCAGCUGAAGACAUGUUAGAUUGUUGUGUAAAAGGUGCGGAACAAACAACACAGACUAAGUUUAUAUCACUGAAAACCAAAGCACUUUCUAUAAACACAUGAACAGAUGUUGAUUUCAGCUGCAGUGAACUGUGGCCUAGUGAUAUGUGGCGGUGCUUAUCCAAAAGGAGGCUCACUAUUAGGAAAUAGACAGUUUACAUGUACUGCCCAUGGUACUUGUGAGUCAUAUCAAAAAGCUACUUUUGGUUUCUCAUCUAUCCUAGGGGUUUUUUGUUUUUUUUUAUUUUUGCGUAUGUGAACCUUUGAGCAGAUGUGAAAGGUAUACUCAGGUAGAUGAAAUCAUACCAGAAACUUGGGAUGAAUUCCAGAGAAAUGUGCAUUUUUGAUUACUUUGUUGAAUACACUUUACCAGGUUUACCUGCUGUUUCAAAUCCUAUUCCAGAGCCUGCACAAAAGAGCACUUCUCUGACUCUGCAUUUCUUUUAAUUCCCUCAUGUGAAGGGAUACAUGAGAAGGUCCUCUCUAUUACAUAGUCUUACUUUGGUCAUAAUAAUAUUUAGAUAUUUACAUUAAGCUAUAAAUUGUUUUCAAUGAUGAUGGUGAAAUGGUGUCAGAAUUAGAAAUAUAGAUGGUAUUUGAAGUUAUUUAAAGUGUCACUGUAUCUGUACUGUAUUGUAAAAAUUGACCUUCUUGGCUUAAUCUUUGAGACAGAAGUCAGACAAAAGAUCCACACUCUUUACAAAUAGCUCCCUAUUAAUUUAAUUUAAUAGUGCAAUGUUCCAGUCUCACAAAGAUUGACUUGACAAAUUAAAUAUAUUUAAUAUUUUUAUGCAGAUCUUUUGUCCGACUUCUGCUUUAGCUUGAUUUUUUGAUCCAUCACCUGUAAACGUUUCUUUGGAUGCACAUGUUCUACACUCUGUCUUGAUCUUUGACAAACAUAUCCUACUGUCAGCAUUGAGCAGGUAGCCUUCUGACAGAUGAUGAGGUGAAAACCUGUGCUGCUGCGCACUUGAGUGCAUUCACUUUUGUUUCUAGCUCUUAAAAUGUUAUGUUUCAAUAUUAAGUAAGUCUUAACCCAAGUCAGUGACACACACAUACAACUAGGGCUGAGCAAUGAUUAUCAUUUAGCGACUUUGAGUAAAAUCAUAUCGAUAUGAUAAAAUUAUAUUAAGUUACCAUUUUACAAAAUUCUGUUAUCCAAUUAAAUUAUUCCAGAUUGUGAUUAAGAACUAACAAAAAAUGUUAUUUAAUAUUUGGAUUUAUAUGUGUGAAGAGUUUUAUCUAAGUGAACAUCAAUUGUAGUAUUUUGUGUGUGAUUUUGUAUACAUUUGCCAUAUUAAUUAUGAGAAAAAUAUUCCUUUUAAUAUUAUGAUUUUUAUGUCAACCAUAUCAUCCAGACACAACACACAAGUGCAACAUGGGAUGAAGACAAGUGAAUUGUUAAAUGUAGAGAAUGAUAAUGCUCAGCCCACACCAUGACUGGAUUGCUGACCAGCUUUCACCGUUGUGCUCAGACUUUAUAUCUGUGUUGUUGUUAUUGUCUUGUAUUUUAUUUUUUAGUGCACACAAAUUUACGCAGUAAUGUGCUAAAACACUUGUCCUUCAAUCGUUUGUGCAUUUAUGUUGUAAAUGUUAUGUGUUGCUCUCAUCUACCUGUUUACCAAGCUGCUACUGUUAAGAGUCAUGAUAGCAUCACCUAUAUAUCUACAUACAGUAUAUCAACAAAGCAAAAAUCAAACUGGCGUGUGCCUUAGUUAUCUGAAUGUACUGCCAUUUUUGUUUGUAUUUUUUCUUUUUUGUUUGUCUUUUGUCUUCUUCUGUACUGUAAAUCCUAUAGCUUAGAUAUAGGAGUAAAGAAGAACCAUAUUUACUUUUUGGUUUCAUGAUUUUAAUACAGUCUUUAGCCUUUGUAAUCCCUGUGUGAAAUGAAAUAAAAAUGUGGUGGAUUGUU
Molecule: messenger RNA, 3245 nt
Organism: Thunnus maccoyii (southern bluefin tuna)
Lineage: Eukaryota; Metazoa; Chordata; Actinopteri; Scombriformes; Scombridae
Gene: tlcd5a
Product: TLC domain containing 5a
Exons: 3
Coding region: 367-1095 (242 amino acids)
Cellular component (GO): membrane
Source: RefSeq, a predicted model, not a curated record